This is a messenger RNA of Oppia nitens, 1284 nucleotides long. RefSeq names its product soma ferritin-like. The record is from RefSeq and is a predicted model, not a curated record. Gene Ontology annotation, cellular component: cytoplasm. Bases 287 to 1081 code for a protein of 264 amino acids. Gene Ontology annotation, molecular function: ferrous iron binding; ferric iron binding. Lineage: Eukaryota; Metazoa; Arthropoda; Arachnida; Sarcoptiformes; Oppiidae. The transcript is spliced from 4 exons. Gene Ontology annotation, biological process: intracellular iron ion homeostasis; iron ion transport.
AUAUUAUUUAGUAUUCAGGUGUUUACGCGUCAACAGUGUUUGAACGGACAUCAGAAUUAAAAUAAAAAAUUGUCUUAUAUUUUCAUUAUUACAUUAAUUGACAAUAAUUUUAUAACAUAUAGACAAUAAUUUAUUCUGAUUUUUUUUAAAAUAAAAUAAACACUUAAUAUUUAUACUAAUUUAUAUAUUUAUUAUUAAAAUAUAUAUAAUUUAUAUUACUAAUAAAUCUCAAAGUCAAAUAAAAUAAAUUACCAAACUGCCAAUCAUCAAGUAUAAAAAAUUGAAAAUGUCUAACCUAGUUAGUCAGGUACGUCAAAAUUUCCAUCAUGAUACCGAAGCCGGUAUUAACAAACAAAUCAAUCUGGAACUACACGCCAGCUAUGUGUACGAGCAAUUGGCAUGGUGGUUCAAUCGCGAUGAUGUAGCACUGGACAAUUUUCAUACAUUUUUCAAGGCUCGUGCUGAUGAGGAACGGGAUCACUCCCGUAAGUUCAUGGAGUUCCAGAACAAACGAGGCGGUCGUAUUGUGCUCCAGGAUAUCGCCAAACCGGCCAAACAGGAGUGGUCGUCAACCGUUGAGGCACUGGAAGCGUCCAUUCAAUUGGAAAAGACAGUCAAUCAGUCGCUGUUGGACUUACAGGCUAUCGCGUGUGGGCACCGGUCUCGGAGAGCCUGGUAUUUCAAUCGCGAUGACAUAGCACUGGAAGGUUUCCACGGGUUUUUCAAGUCUCGCGCCGAUGAGGAACGUAGUCAUGCCAGAAAGUUUAUGGACUACCAAAACAAACGGGGCGGUCGUAUUGUGCUCCAGGAUAUUGCCAGACCGGUCAAACAGGAUGGCUGGACACCGCAGUCGGCCAUCGAGGCAUCACUCGAUUUGGAAAAGACAGUCAAUCAGUCACUGUUGGACUUGCAGGCUAUCGGCGCCCGUACUAAUGAUGCAGAAUUCACCGAUUUCAUUGAAUCGGAGUUCCUGCACGAACAGGUAGAUGAUAUCAAGAAACUGGGCGAUCAUUUAACUAAUUUGAAACGUGUCGGCACCGGACUCGGAGAGUACCUGUUCGACAAACAAACCCUCGGCUAAACUCCCGGAGCUAAUAUACAAACACACAGAUUCUGUUCACUAUAUUAUAAUAAAUUUUCUAUUAAUAGAUUAGAUUUAGUGUUUUAUUAGUCAAAAUUAAUAAUAAUGUUUUUUUGGUGAAAAAUAUUAGAUUUUUGUUUUUUUUCAAUUUAUUUGAUAAUAUGUAUUUAAUCUUCAAAUAAUUAUCCAAUAAAAAAUCAAUA